AUUAACACUUUUGGAACAAACCCAUAAUGCCCGCUGAACUCCCCAAGAUUGAGAUCCUUACGAUCAAUGACAAAGAUACUGCUCCAGAAUCAACCGCGCCGGUGAACCCACACGAACGCCAGGUGAUCGACGAAGUUAUCAAGAUAUGGAAGCAGGACUCCGCAACUGAGUCGCUUGGCGCAUUGAAGCUCCAUGUCUUGGUCAAAAAGGCUCACCCGAACUGGACCUUGUCGGAAAAGCGCUUCAAGACGGUGAUGAAGAACCAGGGCUUGCUCACGACAUCCAACCAGUAUUGCUAUGCGAACGAGAUCCAGUCGUCCGUAACGCCCGACUUGGUGUUGCCGGAACUUGUGCGUUUGCAGAGCACGAAAAGGAGUGGGAAGGGGCUCUACGCGACAAAGCCAAUCCCGGAAGGUGCCUUGCUCUGGGAGGAGACUCAACUUUUUUUUGUGCCGCCGUUGGCGAACGUCAACUUGGUGCGCGCGGGAAAAGCGUGCACGCACUGCUCACGCGCGCUCCACACGCGAUCAAACGCAUCGGGUGUACAGAUCCUCAGCGGCCUCGACUGCAACACGUGUCCCGAAAUGUGGUGCUCGCUCGACUGCAAAAAGGCCGACAAGACACACGCACAGACCAAGCACUCCGUGUACAACCCGUCGGCCUCCUCCAAGAAGGUGUAUGUGGACUCGAUUGCCUGGGACAAGUUCGAGAAGUACUGUUCUGAACAGAGCUGGACGGCGCUCUACGGUGUGGGACACGUACAUGCGCAGAUCGUGUUGGACAAGACGGGGUUAAAGGCGCAGCAGUUUGCCGCAAUGGCGAGAGUUUCACAGGCGAUCCGCUACAAGGCGCUCGAUUCGACUUCAGGCUCGUUUGACUCCGCAUCUGGCGGAGCAUUGUUUGCGGGGGAGCAGCAGGAAAUCUUGUGGAAGGAGGGCUUGGUCAAGUUGAACGCAUGUUUCCCGGGCCGCCCGCUCGAGUACGACGAGUACUUGCACUAUUUGGGUACGUACAACAUCAAUAAUAUCGACAACUCGUUGUUCCUCACCCAGUCGCACCUCAACCACAACUGCAACCCGAACGUGACGGUGAAGUGGGGUACAAAGAGAACUGAUGGGAUCAAGGUCUACGCCAAGCGCGCCAUCAAGACUGGCGAAGAGUUAACCACCACAUACAUCUCGCCAACGCACUCGGUUGCGCAGCGUAAGCGCGAAUUACGUGUCAACUGGGGGUUUAUGUGUGCAUGCAACAAGUGCAAGGAGGACGAGAAGGCCACCCAGAGACGCAAGAGCUCCGCCGGUGCCAUGAAGGGCGAAAGCAAGGAGGAAAUCAGGAAGAUGUUGGACAAAUCAAAGGAAGCAGGCGAGACCGAGAUCGAGUUGGGCAUCCCAGACGAGUUUCCGACUGGCAGGAGAAAGAGUGUCCGUUUCGACGAGAAAGUCACCGCGCUUUCCAAAUAGAGGUGGAAAUGUGGUCUGGAUAAUAUGGAGAUGAGGCGGGAAAUAUGUUUGGGUUCUAAUGUUUCGGAGUGGUCAAGCAGAGACUUAGGAAUUUAUGAAUUACAGGAGUCGGAGGAGUGUAUUCGGUUAGUUUCAAUAGAACCUAGAGUGUCUAGUGAAUUGAUGUGUAUUACGAACAUUGGUGACUUGACGGGGAUUUUUCAGGUUUGGACCGUAGUUUAAGUUCACCCGUUCCGCGUACACCCAAGUAUAUACCAGUAGAAGCCGCGUGUAGCUGGCCAGUAGGGGUUGUUAUUCUAC
This is a messenger RNA of Babjeviella inositovora NRRL Y-12698, 1760 nucleotides long. Its product is annotated as SET domain-containing protein. NCBI's taxonomy places the organism in Eukaryota, Fungi, Ascomycota, Pichiomycetes, Serinales. Gene Ontology annotation, molecular function: protein binding. The record is from RefSeq and is a predicted model, not a curated record. The transcript has a single exon. Bases 27 to 1460 code for a protein of 477 amino acids.